CUACCUGCAGUUACACGGUAACGGUGUCAAUAUAGUUACAAAUACCCUAUUAAUACACUACGUGGUAUAAUUCUCAUUACAUGUCACAUAAACCUAAUAAAAAGUAUCGUCUAUAUUAAUAAAAGUGAAAGGUGGUAAUGUACGCGUGAGUGAAACCGUUUCCAUUUCCAUAUUUGUUUUUUUGUUGUUACCGCAACGGUGGACAAUUGGCCAUCCUGUUCUAUAUGAAGAAUCAUUAAUCACACACAGCACAAUGAUGUCAAAUUCUGUUUAUCAAUGGACAUGUAACAAUAAACUUCUCAUGUUACUGGGAGUGAUAUGUUUCUGUUUACUAGUAUCAACUUUAAGUGUUUCUGCAAAGUUGAAAAAUGCCGAAAAACAAUUGCAAGCUUUCAAAAUAACAGACAAGAAGCCACAAAGCACUCCAAUUGAAAGAAUCAACGACGAAAAGGAUCCAGCAUUUUACAGACUCCCAAGACACGUUGUUCCGAAUAAUUACAAGCUGUUUCUUAAACCUAAUAUGUUGACUAAAACAUUUAAUGGAACAGUAGAAAUAAUAAUACGGGUUUUAGAACGAACCAGUUCAAUUGCUUUACAUGCUCAUAAAUUGAAUAUUAAGUCAGUUAAUUUGAAAACUGCAUUCGACAAAAACCUUCAAAUUGAAGCUUUUAAUGCGACGAAUGACAAAAGGGAAUUAUUAAACAUUCAUCUAAAAAGUCCUGUGCAUGCAGGACUCUAUCACCUAUUUAUAGAAUUUUCAGGAAGAUUAGAUAAAGGAAUUGUUGGCAUAUAUUCUAGUACUCUUAAAAAUUCUGAGAUAAUGGUGGCUAGUAAGUUUCAACCCACAUAUGCUCGGCAAGCAUUCCCCUGCUUCGAUGAACCUGAUUUCAAAGCAUUAUAUGACAUCACAUUAGCAAAACCUGAAUCCUAUGUGGCUUUAUCAAAUAUGAAUGAAAUAUCUAAAAUACAAGACAAAGAGAAUAAAGUAGAAUUAGUAACUUUUGCUACUAGUGUACCAAUGUCUACAUAUUUAGCUUGCUUUGUUGUGUGUGAUUUUGAUUUCAAAGAAACAGAAAUUAAUUCCAAUGGCAUUGGGAAAAAUUUUAAAUUGAGAUCCUUCGCACAGAGAGGUCAAAUACAUGAAAUUGAAUUUGCUCAAGAUAUAGGCAAGAGAGCUACAGAGUUUUAUAUUAAAUAUUAUGAAGUGCCUUUUCCUCUCCCAAAAUUGGAUAUGAUAGCCAUACCAGACUACGUGUCAGGAGCAACAGAACAUUGGGGUCUCAUUACAUAUAGGGAGACAUCGUUUCUUGUCGAUGAAUCUACUGCAUCAUCCAAUAAUAAGAUAAGUGUUGCUAACACAAUAGCGCAUGAGUUAGCACACAUGUGGUUUGGAAAUUUAGUCACAAUGAAAUGGUGGGAUGAAGUCUGGUUAAAUGAAGGAUUCGCCUCAUACAUGCAAGUUAAAGCAUUAAACGCCAUAGAACCUUCAUGGACUAUGUUGGAUCAGUUUCUGAUAAAGACCUUACAUUCAGUUUUGGUAACCGAUGCUAAACUUUCAAGUCAUCCGAUAGUGCAAACUGUCAACACGCCUGAUCAAAUAACUGCAAUAUUUGAUACGAUUUCCUAUAAUAAGGGAUCCUCAAUAUUGAGAAUGUUAGAAGGUUUUAUUGGUGAAGAAAAUUUCCGUCGUGGAGUUUCAGAUUACCUUAAAAAAUAUGAAUUUGGCAAUACCGUUACACAAGACUUACUUUCUUCUCUUGAGCCUUACUUUAAGAAGGAUAAUCCAAAUUUAAAUAUUACUCACAUAAUGGACACAUGGACCCGGCAAAUGGGGUACCCAGUGUUGACGGUCUCCAAUGGUGAUGACCACAAUACUUAUAUCAUCACACAGACACGGUUUUUACUUGAUUCUGAGGCUGUUUACAAAAAUGAUUCUGUUUAUGGCUAUCGUUGGUUUAUACCUAUUACCUAUAAAACUAACAAAGGACCAAACCAAAGUAUCGUGUGGUUUGGAAACACAGAGGAUAAUGUACAAUUGAAAUUAAAUGCUGAUGAAGAUUGGUUGAAAAUCAAUAACAAUCAAGUGGGCUACUACAGAGUGAACUACACUGAAGCCAUGUGGGAGAAAUUAGCAAAUUUAUUGAGAAAUAAGUCGCUGCAGUUAACAAUUUCGGAUCGAGCGCAUUUGUUGAACGACGUAUUUGCUCUGGCCGAAGCACGCUUGGUGACGUACGGAUUGGCGCUCAAUCUGACCACUUACCUCACCGUAGAAGAAGACUAUGUGCCAUGGGAGACGGCGUCACAUAUAUUCUCUUCAUUGAGGAAUAAAUUACUUAAUACACUUGCGUUUGACCCUUUACAGAAAUAUAUUCAGCAUUUGGUGAAACCUUUGUACGAGAAACAAACUUGGGAGAGAACACAGAUAAGUGUUAUUGAGAGGCUCCUUCGGACCACUAUACUGUCAAUAGCGACAAGUUUCCAACUGCCUGAUGCUGAAGAGAAAGUCAGGGAUAUGUUCUUAAAAUGGCUGAAUAACUACGGAACUCCAUCGGUUAUUGAAAUAGAACCUGAUUUACGCAAUAUAGUAUAUUACCAUGGUAUGAAGUCAGCAUCACAAUCUGAAUGGGAUAAACUUUGGGAAAUAUAUUUGAAAGAGGAAGACGUCCAAGAACAAGCUAAAUUGAGAAAUGCGUUGUCUGCGCCGCGAGACACCAGUAUACUCAGAAAAUAUCUAAUCCUGGCAUGGGACGAAAAGAACAUUCGUAGCCAAGACUACCUGAACGUGUUACACCACAUUAGUGCUAAUCCAUCCGGGGUGGCGCUAGUAUGGGACGAGGUGAGGACGAACUGGCCGCGACUCGUCGACAGGUUCACGCUCAACAGCCGGUAUCUGGGCGGUCUGGUGCCCAGCAUCACUAGCUCCUUCAACACCAAACUCAAGCUGGACGAGAUGGAGGAUUGGUUUGCAAAAUAUCCAGAAGCGGGCGCUGGUGAGACUGCGCGCGCCCGGGCCUUAGAAAAUGUACGAAAUAAUAUAAAAUGGACAUCCAUUCACCAGCCCACUGUCGCAGCAUGGAUUCUAUCACGAGAAUAACGAUUGUAAAUAUCUAUUUUGAUAUCUAUCUAUCCUAUUUAAAAGCUGCACUCUUGUCGGUGGAGCUCUUGCCACUCACUAUGAUGUUCAGCUAGUCUCUUCACUUCUUGAUACGACUGACAUCAACUCCUUUGAUCUGUCUGAUGCCUUGGUCUCCCUUUUCCUCUCCUUCCUUCUAUCUUACCUUCUAUUAUAAUGUUCAUAAGUUCCUCAUGUCGUAUCAAGUGUCCCAACGUUUUUCCCCUUCUGUCCUCAAUAACAUAGUUCUCAAUAUUUUCAUAAUAGAUAUAAUUUUACAGAAAAAAAUUAUAUAUCGACAUAUUUUUUAAAAUUAUACACUAUAUAAAAUAAAAGACUUGAUAAAAUCUACAA
Galleria mellonella (greater wax moth) is the source of this 3466-nucleotide messenger RNA. Its product is annotated as glutamyl aminopeptidase-like. Gene Ontology annotation, cellular component: cytoplasm. The transcript is spliced from 18 exons. Bases 254 to 3094 code for a protein of 946 amino acids. The record is from RefSeq and is a predicted model, not a curated record. Gene Ontology annotation, molecular function: peptide binding; metalloaminopeptidase activity; zinc ion binding. Gene Ontology annotation, biological process: peptide catabolic process; proteolysis. NCBI's taxonomy places the organism in Eukaryota, Metazoa, Arthropoda, Insecta, Lepidoptera, Pyralidae.